GGGAGUACUCAGUAUUGUUUUGCCGAUUUUGGCACUAAGAUAUAAAUAAGUAAUAUAAUUUUAUUUAUUUAUUCAUAAAGUAGUUAGUGCAGUUUGUGUUUGUUAAUAAAUUGUUUUAAUUCUUUUUGAAUAAUGAAGACUGUCUUAGCCCCCUGGGUCAUAUUAUUAUUUUACGCCUGUACCACAUCAGCACAAGAAAGAUCAUGGUCAUGGAACGAUCAAAACAAAAACAACCAGCCUCUUACAGACGAAUCCAUCGACUUAACACCAGCAGAAAGCGUGAAUGUACAACAAAGCAGUCAACUGAACAGCACUGAUGCAGAAAAGGUUAUCGAGGACAUUCUAGUGUCCACUAGACAAGGUCGAGCCCUCCAAGGCUACGACGAGGUCUACAGCGACCCAAACGUCCAGGAAGUGCUCCAAAAAGGUGAUGAAGGCGAAGCCAGGAACAUCAUCAAAGACAGGUUAUGUUACCUGGGCCUCGUGCAAUGCGACGAGGAAAUCGAAGGUAAAAGACCCUACAUCACGCCGGAAGAACUCAUCUACGCCCAGCCAGUCGCCAUCAACCCUGUAGGUCGUCCUAUCCCCACCAUUCCAGUCAAGGGUGUCAAAGGAGGGUAUGGUCCACCUAAACCAGUUGGUAUUCCUCAUGGUACGAAAUUUGGUCCUCCGCCACAAGGUUUGGGACAGUACCCUGGAGGCAAGUACCCCCCUCCUGGAUUUUCGGUGAAUAAACCUCCUAGAAGAGGUUAUGGACCUGUACCUGGUGUUAACAAUUUGGGAGGCAGCAAACCUCCAUACUAUGGUGGCAUUGGAGGUCCUGUGAAUAAACCUCCAUUUUUAGCGGAUGGAGAAAUUCUUGCAGAAGGUGAAUUUUUGGACAAGCCUCCCAGUUUGGACUACUUCAACAAACCAGGAAGUACCGGUUCUCUAUCAGGUGCACCGUACCAGUUUGACUCAAUAGCACAUGCCAGUGCUAGCUCGCACAAAGAUAAAAGAGUUGAAAUUACCGUUAAUGCUCAAGGAGGUCUGGCCAACUCUGGCAACAAGGGUCAGGUUGAGCACGUGCAUCAUCACUAUCAUCACAACGCCGACGGACUCAACAAAGCUCCUACUGUUGUAGUUAACCCGAUUCCUGUAGCAGCAGCCGCCGUUUCAACAUCACUGAACUCUCUCAACCAAGCAAGCGCCUUCUCGUCAAGCUCAUCCGCCUUGAACACCAACGGGUUCAUUCCAACUGGAACAGGCAGUCUUCCACUGGGAUCCAGUGGAUCCAGUUUCGGUCCAACUAUCGGUGGACUUAGCUCAGCAUCGUACGGAGGACAAACUUUGGCAAAUUACGGAUCCUCGUCAGGUUUCAGCAGUGCUGUCAAGCCCAUUACCGAAAAUUACGGUUCUGGACCCUCUUUUGGAUCUUCCGGAGGUCUGGGUUCAUUUGGAUCUUCUUCCUCCUUUGGAACAGGGUCGAACUACUACGAUAACGGACUUUACAAGAAAGAACUGAACGUGAACUCGGGAAACAGCAACUAUCUACAGUCGAAUUAUGCAGAUAAAUAUUUGGGUGUCGAAUCAGCCAGAGCUGAAAACUACGAUUGCGUCUGCGUACCGUACGACCAGUGUCCCACCCAUGACGUCAUCGGUAGAAAAGACGACUUGUUCCUGGCUCUGGAUCCUAGAAACCUCAAGACUGACAUCGAAGCUGUGGCGGAUAACGAAGAAACCAGAGUUAUCACUGAUGGAAAUGGCAACAUGACUGUUAUAAGAGUACCCAAAGAAGCUACUAGCAAUGCCACUGAAGAUACUAGUGAAGAAGAAAAGAAGAUAUCCAAAAGAGAAGCACCAUUAGAAAAAAAUACAGAAGAAAAAGAAGAAAAAGAUCACAAUAUCGAAGGGCGUCAAGCCUACUACGGUAGGCCACAAACCUGCGGACCAAGGCACGUGUGCUGUCGUAGACAGGCUUACAGACCGUCCGCACCAACAGCCAACAGGAACCAGUGCGGUACCAGGCAUUCCCAGGGCAUUAAUGGUCGUAUCAAGAACCCAGUGUACGUGGACGGAGACUCUGAAUUCGGCGAGUACCCAUGGCAGGUGGCCAUCUUGAAAAAAGACCCCAAAGAAAGUGUUUACGUAUGCGGUGGUACCCUGAUCGACCCGUUGCACAUUAUUACUGCAGCACAUUGUGUCAAACAAUACACAAACUUUGACUUGAGAGUACGUCUUGGCGAAUGGGAUGUCAACCAUGACGUAGAGUUCUACCCCUACAUUGAACGUGACAUUGCGGCGUUGACAGUUCAUCCAGAAUUCUACGCUGGAACUCUCUACAACGAUAUCGCUAUUCUCAGGAUGAACACGCCAGUAGACUGGACCAAACAUCCUCAUAUUUCACCGGCAUGCCUGCCACAUCCACAAGACGACUACACCGGAUCCAGAUGCUGGACCACCGGUUGGGGCAAAGACGCCUUCGGCGACUUUGGCAAGUAUCAGAACAUCCUCAAGGAAGUGGACGUACCGAUCGUGAACUUCGGCCAGUGCCAGCGACAGCUCCAAAGCACCAGGCUAGGCUACGAGUUCAAACUUCACCCGGGAUUCAUCUGCGCAGGCGGUGAAGAAGGUAAAGACGCCUGCAAAGGUGACGGAGGUGGCCCCAUGGUCUGCGAGAGGGGAGGUACCUGGCAAAUUGUAGGCGUGGUCAGCUGGGGCAUUGGGUGUGGUCAGCCCGGAGUACCAGGAGUGUACGUCAGAGUGGCGCACUAUUUGGACUGGAUCAGACAAGUUACGCAGAGAUACUGAACGACGUACUCAUAGAAGGGUCCAGAAACUGCAAAUCUACAACGGUUUUUUGAGAUUUUAAGAAUUAUUUAUUAUGCCAGAAUUUAAAUUGUUCUGAUUUUAUUACAACUGGGACUCUUGCAUAUACUCUUAAUUUAUUUACAGGGUGAGUCAAUUUCUGGGGGUGAUUUCCCAUUAAAAAGAUACGCAACAAAAAAAAAAUGCGUUGUUUUAAACCUAGAUCAUAUAUUAUACUUACGCGGAUAAGUAAAUACUGUCGCAAACAUAUCAACGACCUACAUUUUUCUUCUUUUUUUGUUGCACAGGCGGUGCUUCUACUCUAUCUAUCC
This is a messenger RNA of Sitophilus oryzae (rice weevil), 3119 nucleotides long. RefSeq lists its product as uncharacterized. Lineage: Eukaryota; Metazoa; Arthropoda; Insecta; Coleoptera; Curculionidae. Gene Ontology annotation, biological process: proteolysis. The record is from RefSeq and is a predicted model, not a curated record. The transcript is spliced from 10 exons. Gene Ontology annotation, molecular function: serine-type endopeptidase activity. The coding region runs from base 133 to 2790 and encodes 885 amino acids.